Messenger RNA from Tuber aestivum (summer truffle), 6069 nucleotides. The record is from the annotation of a GenBank genome assembly. NCBI's taxonomy places the organism in Eukaryota, Fungi, Ascomycota, Pezizomycetes, Pezizales, Tuberaceae.
UAGAGCGAAGGAGUGUUUUUCUCCAUGGGUGGGGAAUCUCCUGUAAAAAAAAAAAAUUAUCAUAUUAUCUCAUGUCAUUAGGUUGUAAAAUAUGAAAUUUUAGAGUUUAUUCUCGUGCUGUUGUUGAGUUACAGGGAUUUGGCAGUGAUCGGGGCACACAUGGCCAGCAGAUGGCCAUGGUUGAGGGGAUGCAGACAGCCUGAUAGGCCGGAAUCAUAUACCGCAAAUAGUGCAACAGCCAUGGAUCAUUGAAUGAAGAUCUUGGCUUUCUAUUUUCGAUGCCUUCCGUUGGCGAGAGAAGAUACCUCCUUGCGACAAAACACGAUGGAUUUUGAUUGAGCUGCUGCUACAUGCCUCCCUGGUUUUCCCCAUCUUCAAGUGUUCCUCAAGGGUAUGGAGUUCGGCCAAUCGAGACAUACCGGUAUACUGCCUUACACUCACCUUGCCUGGGUGCAGCUCGGUUUUCUCCAGUUUCUAAGAACGGCGCACGAAAAAUUUGAUAUAGUGAUUCAUUGGAAUGGCAAAUGGGUGGGGCUCAGGUUCUUAGGCCCAGUUUGUUGGUUGUAACCAGUUAUCAAGUGCAUUAUAGUGGAUGGCACUAUGGGGGCGAUUGAGCUCUUGUUGAAAUGAUAGAGGGUCUCGAGCUCCCAGGUUUCUGAUCGGAUUGACCCUACAAUACGCUGCUUGGUUCUGAUGAUGGUCGACCUCAGGUAUGGGGUCCGACCACCUUUCUAGUUGCAGCACUGGCGUCCUCCUGCAGUUUCCAUGCUGUCGUGGGAACCGGAAUAAUAGAACCUCACGCUAGGCCGUUGGAGUUGCCACUCCUAGUAAGGUCCGUCAUAUAUCUCUUUUCACUUGUCUCAACGGAAGUGCUAAAAGUACUCGUACGCUUUUUUCCAACCGAUUCCCUCACCCUACCCAAAGAGGGGAAUUACGGACGUCUUGGUUUGUUCAUUUCUCCAGUUCUUGCGGCACGGGAUGAUGGCGGGAGCACAGUGCCAUGAAAGAGAGUGUGUGAUGGCAAGUACAGCACAGCACAGUACUAUACUCACCAAAACCAAGAGUCGCUUCCCGCCCCUUGCCUCUGCACCACGAACAGCACCACCACGCCUCUCAUAACCUCCCAACACUACUGGAGACACUUGUUUCUAGUGAUAUUUGCUCCGUGAGCGAUAGCUGUCAACAUAACCCUCCUAUCGUUAAGGUUACGAGAGGAGGGGAAUUGCCGUGUUGCCGCUGGCGGCUAUGCCUCGGGGAUAGGCACUUUAUUCUGGCGAGCAAUGUGAGGUAACGCACAAUGCUCGAGUACCCGCGGCUAAAAAAAAAAAAUCCAACCUCGAGGUUAGGCUCUUGGCGAUGCAUUACCGGGAUCAAGAGAUACUCUUAAGUAAAGGACCGGAUUCAACAACCGUGCAAAUACCGGAAUACAGUAUGCCUUGCGGUGUGACGCCUCACUCACCUGUGCCACCGUUGCCCAUUGAAUCUGAACUUCCAGCACGAGCUGCUAGAUCUCGAGAGCAUGUCGCUGGAUUGUUGAGGUACAGUGGAGCAUACUGUAAGAGAGAGAACGAAAAAGGAAUUCGACGAAGACAGGUUGCUCUCGAGGCGCCAUAUCAAAUUAUACAAUCACCCUCAGUGUGCUAGUUCCUUCAAUUAUCAGACAGGUGGGCACCGAUAGCCUGCAUGCAAGAUGAGAUGCUGGGGCCGAAUGGCAACGGUUCUCGUGGUGUUCUUUCUACCCUUUUAUAUUUAUUUUUUUCCGGCUCUCUCUCUUCUUCCCUCUUUCUUCUCCCCCUGCUCCCCGCACAGGCUCUCCUCUUAUUAUUAUUCGGUUUCUUACAUCCUUUCAUGCUUUCCCUUCUUACACCUAAGAGCUUACGGUUUGCUAUUUAAUCUUUCCAGACAGCAUCGGUCCCAGGCGAACUCUGCGGUCAAUGGGUCGUCUUCAUUGUUGCUGGAUACUUGCCGUGCCAGUGGUGCCCGGCUCUUUGUUUCCACCUUCAACCACCGGCGAAUAAAAUUGGCAGUAACCGCGGGAACCGAACCACACAGCCGGUGGCGGCAUUUCAAGCUCACACGACCCUUCUUUUUCCGUGCUGGCGGACGGCAAUGACGGACCAGUAUUAUCACAGUGGGAGAGGCUCAGGAAAGAUGCCCUACAGCCCUGCUCCUGGUGCUAGCAAUCCCGAUGCCUCCACUGGACAAGAGGAGCACCGGGAAGCUCACUGUACGCUGGUUGACGAAAGCCACCCUCGCUGCGGGCCUCUCGGCAGCUCAUCCUCCGCCCUCUUGUACCUGAACCCAAUCCCGAAUAAUUACGCAUCCCGGUCACCACUCGGCUUUUCCACCAAAGGUAAGAACAUGGGGAAAAUUAAAAGUCACGUCAAACGUUGGCCAAAGUAAUGGCAUUGCCCGAGACGAUGGCAAACAAACGCUCCUAACCUCCACCCUUUCCUAAGAGCAGCUUCAUUAAUAAAUCUCUAGGUUCACUGCCCCCACUUUCAUCUGCUGAGAUGGAGCCACGGUAAAUCCCAAAUCCCCUUCCCUAUCUCCCACUACCGGCGCUCCCAUUUUCUUUGUUGGAAUUCCAUGGUUUUUCGCGUUUUAUUUUUUUAUCCCGGUUGUUUGAUCAGGCAAUCAUGUUGUGCUGCACGCAGCAGGGAAAAUCGAAAGCAGGGAUCUUGUCGAGCUAUAAAAUCCCCGAGUCACCAUACCCUCCCUUUUUCCUGCUGCGCAAACACUUGCUACUUUCAUUUGCUCACCAGUUUUCUUGCUUCCCGUGCUAUGGCUAUGCUCUAUCGUUAUCUAUGCCCAUGACGGGACUAUUUUCUGCCCCGGUGCUCCACUCCCUGCUUUGUGAUUUCAAUUAUUACACAUCCAAAAGUUCUCACUUGCUCGCUCGUUGCUUAGAGGCGAACCGUUUCCCCUCCACGGAGCGGGAGGGAAGGAGGGCGAAAUAAUAAAGCUGUAUCCGCUGCCGGUUUGGGCUGUUGCUUUGUUGACACAAGCGGAUUUUUGUUGUAGGACCCCUCUGUCACCUGGCCCCUUCAAGCAUUACUACCCUCCGACAAGUGCCCAGGACCGGCACCUCUCGAUUGAACAGAACUCCACGUAAGGACCUCACUUCCCCGCCUCCCCCCACUUCAGAACGAAUUAUCGCGAUUGUUAUCGUGAUUCCCACUACCGCUCCCCUCUCCUGCCCUGAAUACCAUUUAUUCCUAUCCCGCUGUCUUUAGACCGAAGGAGCACCCUUUUUUGACCAUCUGUUGUCGUUCUAGUGCAAUUCCUCGGGAAACGCGCGGGGAACCAUCCGACCCUGAGUGGCCAGGUGGAGUACUUGAUAACAGGGACCAAUUUUGCUCAUAUAGCGCCGCGAGCCCUCAUUAUUUCUCGGCGAUCGCUUCGUUCGCGGUAAAUGGGAGUGCAUGGGAUCGUUCUUCCUUCAUUGAGGACAGCGAUCUCAACCGGCAGAACCACCAGCACCAAAACCAGCAACGGUAUCUCGAUACCUCUAUGGAUGAGUCUAGCCAGCUGAGUAGAGCUUAUGGCCUGCCGAAUAUCCACGAAUCCCCAUCGGCAGCAACGCAACAGCAGUCGUUUGGAGCUUAUGAUGAAUCGAGAAUACAGGCUGUCUGUUCGCCUUUUUUUUUUUGUCUGACUUCUUCAUCCCCCCCGCAUCUUUCCAAAUAACCCUUUGUUGACUUUCCUGCGUCUGUUUCCAUUCUCAAGCCUAUCGCCCCAAUUUCAAAUGGUACGGAGGAAAGUGCUACAAGAAACGCAGGCCGAUCAAUGAAGCCUUUAGUAGCGCCAUUCUACAUUUCAUCGUCUCAUACAGAGACUUUGGGAUCGCCGGUUUCUGUUUCCGGCUCGGAUCACUCACCCUAUGCCCCACAAAUUAGGCCAGCCCCUCACGAUGGAUUUACUCCGAGCCAAGACGUGGGAAAAUCAAAUAAUUCAGUCCAAGAACAAGUAGAGCUGGAGCAAUUUAGUAAUUUUCCAUCGGCUGUCCCACCCUUGACCUCUUACAGUUCGACACAACCCAUUCGAGAGGACGAUCGUCAGAUGUGGCCCGCCCAUAGGACGCAGGGCAUCCGGUGGGCAAAGAGUGAGCAUGCCUCCCCGAUAGAAGACCCAGAAACUCCAAAUCCCAAGCUCAGGAGAUCUUCCUUAAAGACUUGCGAACUCGGGGAAACAGGGCUUGGGUUUCCGGGUUGCUAUGUACUUGUCCCCACUGCCGACAGCCCCCCAGAUUCGGAGUCUCAAUCAGGAGACGGACCAGAGCCUAGUUUAGUGUCAGCGAAGAAGAGCGUACGAAGACCGAUGGAGGAAGCGGAACGGGCAGCGAUAAAGCUAAAUAGAAAGUUGGGGGUUUGCCUCCGCUGCAAAAUAUUCAAGGAAAGGGUACUGUACUGAUCUCAUAAACACUUCCCGAAAUCGAAUUUCUGCUUAACAUAUCCGUCACUCCACUGUAGUGCCGCGGAGGGUUCCCUUGUGACCGUUGCCGAUCCCUGAGGCAUUGGAAAAAUAUCUGUGUUUCGGCGCACUUUUCUCACAGAUCGGUGUUCUCUCGGGGUAUGACUGAAAUACUUUUUUUUCCCCACCCUCUAACCCUUUGUGGACCACCUCAAGUAUGCUAAUAUAUCUGGUUAGGGCUCUGGAAAGCUCGUCUAGUUCCUUCGCUACGCAAUGUUGCUGAAUGGAUCACAUUAGAUUCCGCUCCCAUAGAGUGCAUUCAUGUCAGCAAUGGCUAUACACCGUUCAUUACCGUAGCAGUCCAGCGAUUCAAACCCGUCGACCCCACGCUUUUGGAUCACGUGCUUUGGAGGGAGCUUCGGAAAACCGAUUUCGCCCGGAUACCUUCAACGGCAAUCGCAGUGUCAUCAGAUAUUCCUUCCGAUAAGUUGGAUGCGUAUUUUGGUGAUCACGUACUCCCUCUCGUAACCGAAAUUCAGGUGCUGGCUGGCUCGCAAGUGCAUGAACAAACGUUUGCACAAACGCUGCGGGCCGCCUAUGACUAUUCUUUAGCCAACCCGGAAAAUGUAAGGAGAUUUAGGAUUCACUCUAGAGGCGGCGAUAUUCUAAUACAGCUCCAAUAGGGUUAUAUUGUCAGGAAAGCGUUGCGGCUCUGGGCUGCGCAAAUAAUCUACUUCAAGGGGGUAUGGCGGAUCAGUGGACAAAACAAAGUGGGAAUGUUCCCAAUCCAAGAUCCCAAAUCGAAGAUUUGCGGCAUUACCCCUCUGCCUAGACUUGCCAACCAGCAAUUGGAUGCUAGGGUAGAAGAAUGGAUGGCUCAAACGGAACAAGAACUCCUCACAGAACUCCAGACCAAGAUUUUCAAGCGCAAUUCCACAGAUUGGUUUACAAUAUAUCUCACCUUGUUUAUCACUCUCAGCACGCUCGAGACAGAUACGUGGAGUCUAAAGACAUGGGCUGCGGAUUCGAAAAACUUGCUGGAUAGAAUUGAAACAAUGGUAAGUGGAUAUUUCCCUGAUUGUCUUGGCGAGGAACCCCAGAACUUUUUGCAGCUGUGGUAGUUGAAAUGUUAAUCUCUCGACACGACUAAUUCAUAGGAUCUACGCAACCCGGGGGAGGCUCGGAAAGCCUGGUUAUGGCCACUCGCAGAGAGUCCUGAAACCCUAGCAGAACGCAACACCUUUCUUACCGAGACCCUUGUCGCCCACUUCAGGUCUGUGACUAAAGGAUUUGCCCCGUUUACGUUGGACUGGUACAGCGAUCAGGCUGUUGUAAUGGCAGGCGGAGAGCAACAUGCGCUCGAAUACAUGAGGACCAUAGGUCAGCAGGUGAAGGUGUCUGGUAAGCGAUACCCCACCGCCGCUUUCUCUUAAACCCUCUAACUGUUUUUGUAGACCGACAAUUGCGAGAGAGAAUAGUAGCAGAGUAUAACAGGGAAGACAUUAACAGUCUUAAAUUCUCGUACUCUUCGAAAUUAAUGGUGGGUGAGGACUCGUGAACUACUCAUACCCAUGACUAUAGUUUCUACUGGUCGAAUUAUCGUUGUCCACUUAUUUUUUUUUAUCUGGGGGGGGGUUCUUUUUGUCCGGGCAUUUU